GUUGGGAGGAUUGGGAUGUAGUGUGAAAGUUGAGGAGAGAGUCACUUGCAUCACUGCUCUGCAUGUUGUAAUACCUCUUAAACGACUUUCAACUUGACUAUCAACUUGACUCUUGCAUGAAAUCAAUUCACCGGCUAUCUCCCGCACAAAAAACAAAUUGUAUAGUAUUCCCACAGGAAUUUCAGGAAGUGGAAGGAAACGCAUGCGCAAGAGGCACUAGGCAUGCAGAUUGCAAGGAUUUAGUUGUUACAAGAUAGCUAGUUGUUGACAUUUCAUUCGGAUUUCGUGCUAUAUUUGCUACUCCUUUGCCAAGUUUCUAUUACUUGUGUGUCAGUGUGUCUAUUUGCUAUGGACUUUGAUGGUGAUGAUGAACAAUCGGCUUUCGACUCCAGUAGUCAUGCCUCACUACUUGACUCCCCCUCCUUUGUCUCAUUCUCGUCUGCUAGUCAAGCUGGUAGUCAACAGUAUGAAGAUACUAAGGUGCAAGCAAAAGUGUCCUUUUUCAAUGAUUGGGAGAAAGGGGUAUCGGGCACCAUUACAUCAAAGGGGGUGAAACACAUCCUGAACGAUUUUGCUAUGAAGCUGUUGUACAUCGCUGAGGCUGGUACCAACACUGGCUAUUUCGUCCUUGUAAAAAGGGAACAAGAUGCUGAAGAAAACCUAAGCAGGGAAUGUUUUUUCACAGCCAGUUCUCUAAAUGCAAAGAACAAGUUUAUUGAUCAAAUAAACUACUCCUUCGGACCUGGAGCGAUGUCCUGCGGUUUUGAGUCAAAUAACCAUGUGGCAUUCUUUGUGCAGUUUCUGAAACGCAAUGUUCAAGGUGGUCUACAAACCAAGAAAGCAGUAAUGGUGUCUGGUCAACAACAAUCCGGAAUUUUUGCGAUGAAUUCAAAAUGCUUUCUAGAUUCAAAUGGAGAGGAAGUAGCGGAAGUAUCCAAUCCUCAUGUCUGGUUGAAGAGAGAGUCAAUAAUGGAGAGUGACAAGAUUAUGAUGGAUGAUGUGACAGCUGUUGUCCGGAAACCACUGAGCCUUUCCAGUGCUGUCGAUUUCUUCCUUAAUUUGAAGAAGUGUCUCAAUCAUAAUCUUAUUCCUGGGUUGUUGGUUGUAUCAGGUGCUGUGAUGUCCUUCCACUACCGUACAGUCAUAGACAAGUACGGUGGUUGUGCUGUUACGGUUGCGACAGGAGAAUCAGGGACUGGCAAAUCGACUGCUAUAAAGGCAGCACUUGCACUCUUUGGUUGUGCUCAUAAUGGAAUUUGUUCCAAGGGGACGAAUGCUGGAAUGCUAGAGCGAUCUUCCAGAUCCACCUUGCCGUAUGGCAUAGACGAUCCUACCAAAAGUAGGGGGUCACGGUCGAACCAGUUGGAUUUAGGGGAGCUGUGUAUCGACCUCUACAAUGGGCAGAAAACUAUAAAUCUGAGAAGCGGUGCACGCAAGCCAUUCAGCAUUCCCAUUGUCGCUACAAACUUUGGAGCAGACGAGAUGGACAGAGUGCUAUCCAGAGUACUCCUGAUCCCAUUUGAGCUCCCCUCUUGUGGGCCAGUAACGGCAGAGGAAUGCACUGUGUACGGGGAUUUCCAGAGAGCUUGUGAAAGUGGGAAGUACUCAUCCCUUGUCGGAUGGAUCAUCAGACAGGGUAAGACAAUGCUGGAAAGUGGUGAAGAGAGAAUUCAGGAGAUCAGGGAAGACCUCCAGGGAAGUGAGUCCCACUCUAUGGUCUCCCGUAAUGUUUUGAGCUGGGCAAUCUCCUUCUACUUUCUGGAGAAGUUUAUCAACAUGGUGUACGAAAGUGAUACAAAUGAGCUGCAGAAAGAAGAGGAUGGUGAUGAAGAAUGCAACAAGGCCGAGUGUGUUAGUACUAUUGUUGCUGAGGCGAUGCACUUCAUUGUACACAAAGCAUCAAAAAGAGUUCAAUCAACAACAGCCAAAUCACAAACUUCGUGCUCAGCCUCAAGUUUCUUCGAAACAGUGCAGAGCAUCUGCUUGGUCACAGCUACACUGCAAAAACACGAGGUUUUGGCAUUCAUGAGGAGUUCUACUCUAGAAAGGCGUCCAGUUGUGGUCAUGUGGAUGAGCAGAGUAAAUGAGCUGGUUCACAUUGAUGAGGAUUUUAGUCUCACUAUCAGGAGAUUAAAAUUAGGCAGGGGUGGUAUCAAGAGGCCUCUCCUCAAGCUUGGUUGUACAGACACGGCCUUUCAACCAAACAAAAACACUGUAAGGAGGAGCUGCUUGGCUAUUUUUGUUGAUGAUAAAAGAUGGCCACCAAAACUUGUCAAACAACUAAAGAUUGCUGUGACUACAACUCCCAGCACUCCUGCUGUGGCUGCGACUGUGCACGUGAAUACCACUCCUGUUGUAUCCUCUGUCACCACUCCUGCCGUAUCCUCUGUCACCACUCCUGCUGUAGCUGCAACUGUGCACGUGAUUACCACUCCUGCCGUAUCCUCCAUCACCACUCCUGCUGUAGCUGCAACUGUGCACGUGAUUACCACUCCUGCCGUAUUCUCCGUCACCACUCCUGCCGUAUCCUCCGUCACCACUCCUGCUGUAGCUGCAACUGUGCACGCGAAUACCACUCCUGUCGUAUCCUCCGUCACCACUCCUGCCGUAUCCUCCGUCACCACUCCUGCUGUAGCUGCAACUGUGCACGUGAAUACCACUCCUGUCGUAUCCUCUGUCACCACUUCUGCUGUGGCCACUCCUUUGCCUAGCGAUGUGAUCAUAUCUCCAAGUUCCACUUCUGCUGUGGCCACUCCUUUGCCUAGCGAUGUGAUCAUAUCUCCAAGUUCUAGUGCCAAACUGGGCAAACAUUCUCGCGAGUUGGCUUUACACGACAGUCUUUCGGAUUUCUUUCAUCCAAAGUCAACAACAAGAGACAGAGUGAAACGAAAAUUGUGAACUGCUCAUUGUGAACUGAACUGACUAAACUAAACUAUACUCUAUAGUGCAUUAAUUGCUUACUACUGGAUUCAUAUUUGUCCAUUCUUGAUUCUAUAGUUACAUUGUGGACACAUGCAUUCAUAAUCAUAGUCUAGACGUAGUUGGUUGGACUCCGCCCAUGCAACUUGUCUAGGCGUAGGGCAUGCACUUCACUGACUGAACUAGAUACUAUAAGUACAUAUACAAUUGCUGACACUCUUAUUCACUCGCAGUCACCAGGGAACAUGCACUCACAGACUCUCUCAUGCGGACACCGAGACACUCACAGACACCGAGGGACACUAGCAGACACCAGGGAACACUCAUGCACAGACACCGAGGGACACUAGCAGACUCCAGUGAACUCUCAUAGACACCAAAGGACACUAGGGAACACUCAAAGACACUAGCAAACACCCAUGAUCACUGGCAGACACCAGCGAACACUCACAGACACACAUCGACACUGGCAAACACCAGCGAACACUUGCAGACACUCUCACUCACUUAAAGACACCAGCGACACUCACAGACUCCAGCGAACACUGGCAGACACCCAUUAUCACUGGCAGACACCAGCGAACACUCACAGACACACAUCGACACUGGCAAACACCAGCGAACACUUGCAGACACUCUCACUCACUUAAAGACACCAGCGACACUCACAGACACCAGCGAACACUCGCAGACACCAGCGAACACUCACAGACACCAGAGAACACUGGCAGGCACCCAUGAUCACUGGCAGACACCCGCGAACACUCACAGACACUCAUGAUCACUUGCAGACACCAGGGAACACUCACGGACACCAGUGAGCACUCGCAGACACUAGCGAACACUCGCAGACACCAGCGAACACUCACAGACACCCAUGAUCACUGGCAGACACCAGUGAACACUCACGGACACCAGCGAACACUCACAGACACUAGGGAACACUCGCAGACACCAGCGAACACUCGCAGACACCAGCGAACACUCACAGACACCAGCGAACACUGGCAGGCACCCAUGAUCACUGGCAGACACCCGCGAACACUCACAGACACUCAUGAUCACUUGCAGACACCAGCGAACACUCACAGACACCCAUGAUCACUGGCAGACACCUGCGAACACUCGCAGACACCAGCGAACACUCACAGACACCAGCGAACACUCACAGACACUAGAGAAUACUGGCAGACACCCAUGAUCACUGGCAGACACCAGAGAACACUCACAGACACUCAUGAUCACUUGCAGACACCAGGGAACACUCACGGACACCAGCGAACACUGGCAGACACCAGCGAACACUCACAGACACCCAUAAUCACUGGCAGACACCUGCGAACACUCGCAGACACCAGCGGACACUCACAGACACCAGAGAAUACUGGCAGACACCCAUGAUCACUGGCAGACACCAGAGAACACUCACAGGCACUCCUGAGACACCCAUGAUCACUGGCAGACACCCGCGAACACUCACAGACACUGGCAGACACCAGCGAACACUCACAGACACCCAUAGACACUGACAUACACUGACAGACACUAGUAAACACUGGCAGACACCCAUGAUCACUGGCAGACACCCAUGAUCACUGGCAGACACUCAUGAUCACUGGCAGACACCCAUGAUCACUGGCAGACACCAGCAAACACUCACAGACACUGGCAGACACCAGCGAACACUCAUGGACACCCAUGAACACUGGCAGACACCCGCGAACACUCACAGACACUCAUGAUCACUUGCAGACACCAGGGAACACUCAGGGACACCAGGGAACACUGGCAGACACCAGAGAACACUAGCAGACACCAGCGAACACUCACAGACACCCAUGAUCACUGGCAGACACCCAUGAUCACUGGCAGACACCAGUGAACACUCACGGACACCAGCGAACACUCGCAGACACCAGCGAACACUCGCAGACACCCAUGAUCACUCACAGACACCCAUGAUCACUGGCAGACACCAGCGAACACUCACGGACACCCAUGAUCACUGGCAUACACCCAUGAUCACUGGCAUACACUGACACACACUAGUAAACACUGGCAUACACCCAUGAUCACUGGCUGACACUAGUGAACACUCACAGACACAUACACACCAAU
Molecule: messenger RNA, 5037 nt
Organism: Halichondria panicea
Lineage: Eukaryota; Metazoa; Porifera; Demospongiae; Suberitida; Halichondriidae
Exons: 8
Coding region: 349-2898 (849 amino acids)
Source: RefSeq, a predicted model, not a curated record